CCACCUAGACCUUAUUAACUUCAUUGUAUACAAUACAGUUUUUAAUUUGUUAUGAUUAUAUUUUAUUCGUUAUUUCAUAGCCGAAUGUUGACUCACAUAUUUUUUUACGUUUUGUUUUCAGGCGUGUUCUAUUCAGUUUGUGUUAAUAAAUAUUGCAAUUCAAAUUUGUGUUUGAAUAACCAACAUACCUUGUGUAAAUUUCAGACUCCAGGUCCAGCCGCUCGCUGCCUCGACUACGAGCUGACAGUAAAAAGCGACAAGGACAAACAGUUAAUCCUCGACAAGAUAAAUGCGCGACGCGAUAAAGUGGCAUCAGGCGAUAUCCGGUCAUUGCCCGCCGCCGAGGAUAUGUUUAAAAUGGAGUGGAAUGAAGAGCUGGCCGAAUCCGCCCAGCGCUGGGCUGACCAAUGCGUGUCUAAUAAAGACACUGGAGAAGUGGAAGAUGACUGUCGUGACAUAGAGGGCAUGCGAGUCGGACAAAACAUCGCCACAGUGUACGGUGAAGCACCAGGGUUGACACCGACGGCGCUUGUCGACGUGUGGUACUUACAACUGUUAAACGUGAACGCAAGCUUGCUAUCCAGAUAUCGCCCAUCAAGUGAAUCAGGGCCCUACAGUUACAAUCAAUUCACGCAACUAGUAUGGGCAGCUUCAUACCAAGUGGGGUGUGGAGGAGUGAAAUUCAAAGAGUAUUUCAAAGAUUCAGAGGAGAAAAAAAAUCGAGUGGUAUACAGAUUAGUAUGCAAUUUCGCUCCAUUAGGGAACCAAUUAAAUCAACCAGUUUAUUCAGCUGGGCAACCUGGCAAAUGUGACUAUGGUACCAGUGACACUUAUAAGGCAUUAUGUAAUUCUCAGCCAAUUAAUUUACAUGGAAACGAUAAUGCAGAUAUAGAUGAUUCUGAAUCUGACGAAGCUGAAUUCACAACAGAUAUUAUUAGUGUAGACGAAACCGCUGUAAUAAAUAAUCAAACAACAAAUUUUACUACAGAUGACCCAAAUAUGUACGGGGACGACAAUAUGACUUUUGAUUAUUUUUCACAUUUGUUUGAAUUAACAAAAGAACAUUUUUCGAGCAGUACUACUCCAGGGGUAUCUAAAUGUAAAAACGAAUUAGCAGUUGAUGAAAUUGUUAAAAUUGUAAAAAAUAAACUAAGUGAUGACCCAGCUUUGAAAGCUAUUCUUGCAACUACUGUACCUACUUCGUCUGGAAAUAUUCUUAAAGAUGAAAAAGUGGCUGACUUCGUAAAUAAUAUUUACAAAAAGGCGACAUCACCAACGAAACCCGAAACGAUCAGCACAGAUUAUGUUAAUUCAACAUUACUUGUUAAUCUGGUUGAAGCAGUUAUGUUCAGGCACACAGAUGGAAUAAAUGACCAAGUAACACAAGAAAUAUUGGGACCAUUUGUCAAUCCCAUUAAAGUACAAGCAGUUUCUGCAGUUAAAUCAAGUUAUGACUUUACUGGACAUUAUUUUUUUCCUGAAUACGAUGAAGAAGAAACAACCAAAAUAUUUAGGGAAACUGAUUACGAAAUUACUUAUAAAUCUUCGGAGCCAGAUGUUGUAAUGGAAAUUGAAGAAAUAAGAAAAAGCAGACCUACCCGAGAUUUUAUAGAAGAAAUACUUGAAACGGAACCAAUCAUAGAAACUACAACAAAAAUGAGAGCUCUUUCACCUGAUGACAUGAGGCUACAAACUAGUGGUUACAGCAAUAUGAGGAAUUUCCUAAAAGACAUUGCUGAAAAAUCUGAAAGUUUGAAUGAUAUGUCUAUAAGAAAAGAAACAAAUUUAUCUAAAAGGAAAAAACGAAGGAACAAAAAUAUUAAAAAACAUAAAUCUUUUGGGUUAGACUACGAUAUAAGUAUGAUGUCGAGAUUUUAUGGGCGCCCUAAUGGGAAACAUAUUUCAUUUCAUAGCAAACAGUCAUCAGUAAAACAUAACAGUGAAGUAGAAAGAUUUGUAUUAGAAUACAAUAAAAUUUUUCCCCGAAGUAAAUGUUUGACAUUGAUUCCUUUAGUAUCAAUGCUUGUAUUGCCUGUCGUAAAUUGUAUAUGUUAUGUUAUCAGAGACAAAUAAAAAAUCUCAGUUAUUA
This is a messenger RNA of Cydia fagiglandana, 2089 nucleotides long. RefSeq lists its product as uncharacterized. The transcript is spliced from 9 exons. The coding region runs from base 52 to 2073 and encodes 673 amino acids. The record is from RefSeq and is a predicted model, not a curated record. Lineage: Eukaryota; Metazoa; Arthropoda; Insecta; Lepidoptera; Tortricidae.